AUAUAGUUCAACGAACUAAGUCAAUGAGUCAUAAAGAUAUAUAAUAUUUUUUAUAUAAAAAAAGUAAAAAAAAAGAUAUAGAUAAAAAAGUAGACAAAUAAGACGUAUUAUUUUAUAUAGAGUAGUGAGGAAUUAUGGGACAAAAAAUACAUCCGCUUGGUUUCAGACUUGGUACAACUCAAAAUCAUGAUUCUAUUUGGUUUGCACAACCAAGAAAUUAUUCCGAGAAUCUAAAAGAAGAUAAAAUAAUACGAGAUUGUAUCAAGAAUUAUAUACAAAAAACCCCCGGUGUCGAGGGAAUUGGACGAAUAAAGAUUAAAAAAACAAUCGAUCAGAUUCAAGUCAUAAUCUAUAUGGUACUUCCAACGUUAUUAACGGAGGGUAAGCCUCGAAGAAUCGAAGAAUUACAGACUAAUGUACAAAAAAAACUUAAUUGUGUGACGCGAAAAAUUAACAUUACAAGUACAAGAAUUCCAAAUGCUUAUAGCGACCCUAAUAUUCUUGCAGAAUUUAUAGCUGGACAAUUAAAGAAUAGAAUUUCGUUUAGGAAAGCAAUCAAAAAAGCUAUUGAAUUAGCUGAACAGGCAGGUACAAAAGGAGUUCAAGUACAAAUUGCGGGACGUAUCGACGGAAAAGAAAUUGCACGUGUCGAAUGGAUUAGAGAAGGUAGGGUUCCUCUACAAACCAUUCGAGCUAAAAUUGAUUAUUGUUCCUAUCCAGUUCGAACUAUUUAUGGGGCACUUGAGCCCGCUUGGAUCACAUCUAGACAAAUAGAAGCAGGGCGACGGGCAAUGUCACGAAAUGUUCGCCGAGGUGGGAAAAUAUGGGUACGCAUAUUUCCAGACAAACCUGUUACAGUAAGACCUACCGAAACGCGUAUGGGUUCGGGAAAAGGAUCUCCCGAAUAUUGGGUAGCUGUCGUUAAACCCGCCGAUAAUAGCGGAGCCCGCGAAUUGAUGUGUAUUCGAAUCAUAGGAGCUAGUAAUCGACGGUAUGCUUAUAUUGGUGACAUUGUUGUUGCUGUAAUCAAAAAAGCAGUACCAAAUUCAUCUUUAGAAAGAUCUGAAGUGAUCAGGGCUGUAAUUGUACGUACUUGUAAAGAACUAAAACGUAGUAAUGGUAUAAUAAUAAAGUAUGAUGAUAAUGCGGCGGUUCUCAUUGAUAAAGAAGGAAAUCCAAAAGGAACUCGAAUUUUUUCCGCAAUAGCCCGAGAAUUGAGACAGUUAAAUUUCACUAAAAUAGUUUCAUUAGCACCCGAGGUAUUAUAAUACGAGAUCGUGAUAUAGAUAUAUUAUUUAGGACUGGAAUGAAUAGGAAGGAAAUCUAUUUGAAUAUAUAUUUGAAUAGAAGUGAAAUAGAGUCCUAAAUAUAUUAGAUCUCACAUAUAUACCUUAUAUACUUGUGUAAUCAUUAUUCUAUAAUUAUGAAUAUUUAUAUUAAGAUUAUUACAUAAAUAUGAAAAGUAUACAUAUCGAUAAGUUAUUAGAAAUAGUAAGUCAUUAUAUUAAUUAAUAAAUAUUUUUAAAACGAAAUAAUAAUAAUAGAUGAAAAAAAAAAAAGAAAAAGGAAUGAAAUCUAUAUAUAUAUUGAAUAUAUAUAUAGAUAUAGAUAGAUUCAAAAUACAAAUUCGAAUUCAGAAUUCUAUUUGUAUUUUUUUUUUAUACUUUAUACAAAAUACAAAUAGAAUUCUGAAUUCGAUAUAAUAUUAUCUAUCUAGUUUAUAAUUUAUAAUAGGUCAUUCAUUCAUUUUCUUUCUAUCUUUUUUUAGUUUUAGAAUAUUCUAUAUUAUAGAUUUACAUUAUACUGAUUAGACUAAUUAGAAUUUUCUAUCUAUAUAUAGUAUUAUUAUAUUCUCAUAUUCAAUAUAUGAUAUUUUAUUGAAUCAAAAAAAAAAAAAAAAACAAAAAACAGGAGCACGUUUAUUAUAUCGAAAGUAAGGAGCAAUAAUCUAUCGUGGGUAAAGAUACUAUCGCUGAUAUGCUAACUUUGAUACGCAAUGCUGACAUGAAUCGAAAAAGAACGGUUCAAAUACCACUUACUAAUAUCACCGAAAACAUUGUGAAAAUACUUUUACGAGAGGGUUUUGUUGAAAACGUUAGAAAACAUGGAGAAAGCAACAAAUACUUUUUAGUUUUAACUCUACGGUAUAGAAGAAAUAGGAAAGAAUCGUAUAAAACUUUUUUAAAUUUAAAAAGGAUCAGUACACCUGGUCUACGAAUCUAUUCUAACUAUCAACAAAUUCCGAGAGUUUUAGGAGGAAUGGGGAUUGUAAUUCUUUCUACUUCUAGGGGUAUAAUGACAGAUCGAGAGGCUCGAUUAGAAAGAAUCGGCGGCGAAGUUUUAUGUUAUAUAUGGUAAUGGUAAAUUUGCCGAUAUCCGAUUUCUAUGAAAAAAUUAUAUACAUUAUUGUAAAUGGAGUAGAGAAAAAAUGGAUUUCUACUAUGUACUCCUGAUACCUUAGUGAAUGUGUGAAGAGGAUUUAACUAGAAUAGAAAUAAAAAUUCAUGAAGAUUAAAUUACUGAAUAACUUCUGAGGGUAUGUUCCAUGUUAGAGAAAUAGAAUUUAAAUAAAAUUCUAGGCUAUGUUUACAAAAAAAUUGAACGUACUUAAUGUAU
Molecule: messenger RNA, 2616 nt
Organism: Medicago truncatula (barrel medic)
Lineage: Eukaryota; Viridiplantae; Streptophyta; Magnoliopsida; Fabales; Fabaceae
Product: 30S ribosomal protein S3, chloroplastic
Exons: 3
Coding region: 135-1268 (377 amino acids)
Biological process (GO): translation
Cellular component (GO): ribosome; cytosolic small ribosomal subunit; large ribosomal subunit
Molecular function (GO): structural constituent of ribosome; rRNA binding
Source: RefSeq, a predicted model, not a curated record